AUGGCGCCCACAUUACCAUCGGAAUUGCCAGUGUAUGCCGAUCAAGUUACGGAUAUUGGUUCCUUUGCUAAUCUACUAACAGAGCUCUCAAAGUGUAUUGUACAUGCUGUCGCGGAUGGCAGAACUGUCACGAAAGCUAAUAAACUUUUUAUAAUAGCUGCAGCCGAGGAAAUCCAGAAGUCGGUUAGAAAUCUCGUUGACAUUCAAGAGCUUGGUGCGGUAAAUUUUCAACCAUCAGUUGAGAACCACUGCCACCUGAGGACCGAGGAAAUUAUUGAGGGAGUCCGUUACGAACUCAAAAAGUUCAGACAAGAGUUUAACACCCAAUCCAUCGCCUCUCAACCACCAUUUACCUCUUACGCAGCAGUAGCUUCUAAAUCAAAAUUUGUUCCUGCACCCAAAGUCAAAUCCAAUCCGGCACUGAUCAUUAGCUCCACAGAAGAAGGCUCUACCAAUUCCCACGAGGUGGUGAGUAAGUGGAAGGAGAAUAUCUCUUUUCGUCAACUCGGCUACGCCCCGUGCAAAAUUCAGCCCAUCUCCAAGGGUAGAGUGAGAGUCGAGUUUGAUAGCCCGCAACACUGCAAAGAAACUAUUGAGCGGACUAAAUCGAUCCAGGGAUUGGCGGCCCAGGAGGAAAAACUUAAACGCCCACUGCUCAUACUCAAGGGCAUCAGCAAGUCUAUUGCUCGUGAGGAACUGAUAGAAAUAGUUUGCUCACAGAAUUCCAUUCAGGAAAGUAACAUUAGAUUGUGCUUCCUCACUAGCAAUCGUAACAGUAAUUUAUACAACGCCGUGGUAGAGGUAUCCCCUGACGUCAGGUCUACUAUCGUCUCUCUAGGCCGUGUUAACGUCGAGCACCAGAGAGUUCACGCAGAGGAUUUCUCUAGGUUCCUGCAGUGUUUUCUCUGCCUCCAAUUCGGCCACACUCGGGCCAAGUGCACAGCAAGCAGUCUGUCGACUAUGGCCUACAAGAACCAUUCACUAGCAGUUCUGCAGUGUAACUUAAAUAGAAGCUACAUUGCGCAGUCAGAGUUUAACAGAUUGUUCAUUGAUAACAACUUUGACAUUGCCAUUAUAUCUGAACCUUACGUAGGCAACUCCAAAAAGCUUACCGGCAUCCGUGGUGUCCAAAUUAUUCAAUUUCCUAGAGGCGAUCGACACGUUAAAGCUUGCAUUUUCGUCAAAAACAAAACCGGCUGCGCACUAUGCCGUACUGAACUCUCUUCCCCAAACCUGGCAGUUGCUGAGCUUUCUUUGGGAGGUAGGAAACUAUUGAUCGCUAGCGCCUACAUAGAGCCUAACGAUGAUAAGGACAACACACUCACAGCAAUUGAGCGAUUCCUAUCCUCCACCAGGGGUUCAUUGCAGCUCCUUGGUGGAGAUCUAAAUGGUUGGCACACCGCCUGGGGAGCUAGCCGAAAUAACAGAAGAGGUGAAGAUAUUUUAGACAUAAUUUCAGCUGAAGACAUGUCGGUUGUCAAUGAAGGGGAUACCCCGACCUUCGAGGUAAUUCGUAAUGGUCUCAGAAUCCAAUCUAUACCUGACGUGACUAUUGCGUCAUCAAACCUUGCGCACCAGAUUUCCAAUUGGCAUGUUAACUUGUCAGUCAUGGUCUCUUCCGACCAUAACCCUAUUCAAUUUGAAAUAGGAGUACCCCAAUGUGUGGAUAAGAAUAAAGUGAAAUCUACCCUUAUUUAUAACACGAAACAGGCCAACUGGGUUGGCUUUAAAGAAGACUUAAUUAGAUAUGUCACUAUCAGCGGUCUAACAAUACUUCAGUUUGAGGCCCUUGAUAAUAACCAGAUUCACGACGCGGUAACUCAGCUCAUCAAGGAUAUACACGCUGCUUGCAGGCGCAAUAUUCCCAAAAGGACAGGUAAUCGAGACUCUAACCCCUGGUGGAACGCCGAGCUAGAGGCCCUAAAGAAACAGUGUAUAAAACUUCAUCACCGCAUACAUGACUUGUCUGUGACGGGUAAACCCCUCGGCAGCACACUCGACGAAUACCGAGCUCUUAAAGCUGAAUAUGCUAAGAAGAUAUCCUUUGCAUCUACCCAACAUUUCAAAGAGUUUUGUAGUGCUCAAGGUAAGGAGGAUGUCUGGGCGAUAACCAACCGACUGAUGAAAUAUAGCAAUAACUUCCGGUCCCCUCCACAAACUGUAAGAAUAGGCCAAAUACACACUGAUUCAUGCGCCACUACUGCCGCCGCUCUCUUAAAUCACUACUUCCCGGAUGAUGGUCCAGAUACUUCUGUUCAACAGCGCCUGCUUAGAGCCGAAGCCAAUAAUAUCCCUGACACUGAUGAGGACAUACCCUUCACCCGUGAAGAGGUGGAGGAAUGCCUGGCUUGA
Molecule: messenger RNA, 2352 nt
Organism: Galleria mellonella (greater wax moth)
Lineage: Eukaryota; Metazoa; Arthropoda; Insecta; Lepidoptera; Pyralidae
Exons: 2
Coding region: 1-2352 (783 amino acids)
Molecular function (GO): catalytic activity
Source: RefSeq, a predicted model, not a curated record